AUGCUUCCAUUAUCGCAGAGUAAGAGCCGCAUAUUUAAAAUGAUGGCACUCAUGCGGCUGAUGCUGAGGGUUUUGGAAACACAUAAUGUGGAAGGAAGCAACGCUUAUAAUAAAACUAAGGCACAUAAGAUCUGGAUGGAAGAGCUUGAUUGGAACAGAGAGUUGGUAGAACGUUACUUGGGACGGGAGGCACUAUGGCUUCACCGGCGAUUCCUCUCUCUUAAUUGGAUAAUAAUGCAUUCCGGACGCAAUCAUUCAUCUGAAACCGGACAGAGUAUGGUGAUGAAUGAAGAAAUUGUCACCUUCAUUGAUAAAGAGAUCCAUCUUCUAGAAUCUUCUAUGACGGUUCCAGAUACUAAGUUUGAAGAUUUUCAAGCUCAAGCAGUGCAUGCUGCUGUCUACAUGCUAUGGCUGACAAAGCAUGUUCCAGAGUUGUGGAGAAUGCUUGAGGAUAAGCUUGGAACAGAGAAAAUCAAGUGUUUACUGAACACAGUUGCUCAAGAGAGACCCUCCUCGCUUUUGCACCAACUAGAUGUUUUUGCAAGUGAUAGUGAGUGGGUGGAAUGAUGGCGAAAAUCCCUGAAUUUGAGACAGUUUCGGCAUAGAAACGAAACCUAUAUUCUCUCAAGAUUCACUCUAUGGUACGUCAUCAGAGAUCUAUACAGUCACAUGACGCCAUAUGUCGCAAGAAAUCAAAUCCGAAACGCCUAACUUAUUGUCACGAGUUUGAUCAAGGUAUACAUUGCUAGUUGUAAAACCUCACAUAAGAAAAAAAAUGUCAAACAUAAUACUGAGUUAGAACAAAGUUACUCAAGAAAACGAAUUGGUGAUUUUACAACUCAUGUAAAUAUAUAAAGCUCGAUAUACAUUG
This is a messenger RNA of Eruca vesicaria subsp. sativa (arugula), 871 nucleotides long. The record is from the annotation of a GenBank genome assembly. NCBI's taxonomy places the organism in Eukaryota, Viridiplantae, Streptophyta, Magnoliopsida, Brassicales, Brassicaceae.